Molecule: messenger RNA, 456 nt
Organism: Striga asiatica
Lineage: Eukaryota; Viridiplantae; Streptophyta; Magnoliopsida; Lamiales; Orobanchaceae
Source: the annotation of a GenBank genome assembly
AUGGAGGACUCACAAGAAGGGGACGGAGACAGCGGGCUCGUGAAUUGGGAGUUUCUGGAGCUUUUUAAUGGCGUUAUUGAUGGGAAGGAUCUGCCGAUUAGAGUGGAGAAGACGGUACUUGAGUUGGAUCCGUGCUCUAUCAUUUAUCGUCCGCCGUCGAGACAAGAAUGUCUCAGGCUUCGCUUGACUUCCGAGGGCUUGUGGUCGGAAAAACCGUGUCUUGGAACAUGGCCACUAUCGCACACGAAGCAAGCGCGCCUAUCUUGGCUGAGGGCUGCAGCCAGAGUGUGCCUGCCUCGUCGUGAAUGGCCUGGUGCUCUUGGUACUCACCGGAAUUUGGUGCAUCUCGGGUGUCCUCGAAUCUCCUCGCCUGAAAUUGGGUUUUUUGGUGCUCGUGGAUCGCCGGCUCGCACGACUUGCUCGUUGCCGAAAAAUUGGUGGCCUCCUUCUUGUUGA